This is a messenger RNA of Paramormyrops kingsleyae, 3730 nucleotides long. It is a transcript of the gene washc5, whose product is annotated as WASH complex subunit 5. Gene Ontology annotation, cellular component: endosome; WASH complex. Gene Ontology annotation, biological process: regulation of actin nucleation; endosome organization; endosome fission. Lineage: Eukaryota; Metazoa; Chordata; Actinopteri; Osteoglossiformes; Mormyridae. The record is from RefSeq and is a predicted model, not a curated record.
GAUGGAAGACACCCAGCGACAUCUAGCGGACAGUUUCGGGUGGUUUCGUUUAGAUUCGAAGCAUGUGAUUUUUCUGGUCAUGUGAUUCUGUCAUGUGAUUAGCAGAGACCGGAAGCGAGGAAGUCGGCACGGACCUCACGACGGAUGACGUGCUUGACAGCUCACUUUGGCGAUCGUCUGAGUCGGUGAGGCGCCCCUCCCUGCGCUCGUGACCGGCAGGGUCAUCCGGACCCCGGUGCUGCUUGCAGCCAUGGUGGACUUCCUCGCAGAGAACAACUCGUGCGGACAGGCGAUCCUCCUGAUCGUUUCCCGGGGAAAUGCCAUCAUAGCGGAGCUCCUUCGUCUGUCCGAGUUCAUCCCCGCCGUUUUCCACCUCAGAGACAAGAGCGACCAGCAUAAGUACGGCGACAUCAUCUGCGACUUCAGCUAUUUUAAGGGCCCAGAAUAUUAUGAAAACAAACUAGAGGCUAAAGCUGAGCUUCAGGACAUAGAUGAAGAAUUCAGGGAGAACAACAUCGAAAUACUGUCACGUUUUUACCUGGCAUUCGAAAGCGUCCACAAGUACAUUGUGGAUCUGAUACGGUACCUGGAUGAUCUCAACGAAGGUGUUUACAUCCAGCAAACCUUAGAGACCGUGUUACUGAACGAGGAUGGGAAGCAGCUCUUGUGCGAAGCCCUGUAUUUGUAUGGAGUCAUGCUGCUGGUCAUCGACCAGAAGAUCGAAGGCGAAGUGAGGGAGCGAAUGCUGGUGUCCUAUUACAGAUACAGUGCUGCUCGAUCAUCAGCGGACUCCAACCUGGACGACAUCUGCAAGCUUCUGCGCAGCACGGGCUACUCCAGCCAGCCCGGAGCCAAGCGGCCAGCCAACUACCCCGAGAGCUACUUCCAGAGGGUCCCCGUCAACGCCACGUUUGUCAGCAUGGUCAUUGGCCGCUUGCGCUCUGAUGACAUCUAUAACCAGGUGUCUGCCUACCCACUGCCGGAGCACCGCAGCACUGCCCUGGCCAAUCAGGCGGCCAUGCUAUACGUCUGCCUCUACUUCUAUCCCGCCAUCUUGCACACGCAGCAGGCCAAGAUGCGGGAGAUCGUGGACAAGUACUUCCCCGACAACUGGGUCAUCAGCAUCUACAUGGGCAUUACUGUGAACUUGGUGGAGGCCUGGGAGCCAUACAAAGCAGCCAAGACAGCCUUGAACUACACCCUGGACACAGCUAACGUACGGGAGCAGGCCAGCCGCUAUGCUACUAGUCUGGACAGCCUGCGGCCGCAGGUGCAGCAGCUGUUGAAGGAGGGCUUCCUGCGCGAGGAGAUCGUCCUGGACAACAUCCCCAAGCUGCUGAACUGCCUGCGCGACUGCAAUGUGGCCAUUCGCUGGCUGAUGCUGCACACGGCCGAGUCAGCUUAUGACCCAAACAACAAGAGACUGCGGCAAAUCAAAGACCAGGUGAUCAACGACUCCAAGUACAACUCCAAGAUCCUCUUCCAGUUGCUGCUGGACACGGCCCAGUUCGAGUUUAUCCUGAAGGAGAUGUUCAAACAGAUGCUCGCUGAGAAGCAGGUCAAAUGGGAGAGCUACAAGAAGGAGGGUUCGGAGAGAAUGACCGAGCUGGCCGAGGUUUUCUCAGGAGUUAAGCCCCUCACCCGGGUGGAGAAGAAUGAGAACCUCCAGGCCUGGUUCAGGGAGAUCUCCAAGCAGAUCGAGUCCCUGAACUAUGAGGACUCCACAGCUGCGGGGAGGAAGACCGUCCAGCUAAUCCAGGCCCUAGUGGAGGUACAAGAAUUCCACCAACUGGAAUCCAACCUGCAGGUAUGCCAGUUCUUGGCAGACACCCGCAAGUUCCUGCACCAGAUGAUCCGCACCAUCAACAUCAAGGAGGAGGUCCUGAUCACCAUGCAGAUCGUGGGCGACCUCUCCUACGCCUGGCAGCUGAUCGACAGCUUCACGUCCAUCAUGCAGGAGAGCAUCAGAGCGAAUCCCUCGAUGGUGACAAAGCUCCGAGCGACAUUCCUGAAGCUCGCCUCUGCCCUGGACCUGCCCUUGCUGCGCAUCAACCAGGCCAACAGCCCAGACCUGCUCAGCGUCUCGCAGUUCUACUCGGGGGAGCUGGUGGCCUAUGUCAGGAAGGUGCUACAGAUCAUUCCAGAGAGCAUGUUCACGUCUCUGGCCAGAAUCAUUAAGCUGCAGAUCCAUGACAUCAUGGAGGUCCCCACACGCCUGGACAAGGACAAGCUGAAAGAUUAUGCCCAGCUCGGGCCUCGCUACGAGGUGGCCAAACUGACCCACGCCAUUUCCAUCUUCACCGAAGGAAUCCUCAUGAUGAAGACCACCCUGGUCGGCAUCAUUAAGGUGGAUCCCAAGCAGCUGCUGGAAGAUGGCGUCCGGAAGGAGCUGGUCAGGAGAGUUGCCUUUGCACUGCACAAAGGUCUCAUCUUCAACCCAAAGGCAAAGACCAGUGAGCUGAUGCCCAAACUGAAGGAGAUGACAGCCACCAUGGACGGCUUCUUCCGCUCCUUUGAGUACAUCCAGGACUACGUCAGCAUCUACGGCCUGAAGAUCUGGCAGGAGGAGGUAUCCCGCAUCAUCAACUACAACGUGGAGCAGGAGUGCAACAGCUUCCUCAGGACCAAGAUCCAGGACUGGCAGAGUGUGUACCAGUCAACUCACAUCCCUAUUCCCAAGUACCCCCCUGUGGAUGAGUCAGCCACUUUUAUUGGACGUCUGUGUAGGGAAAUUCUCAGGAUCACCGAUCCCAAAGUCACCUGCUACAUCAACCAGAUGAACACCUGGUAUGACAUGAGGACCCACCAGGAGGUGACAAACAACCGGCUCUUCUCUGAAAUCCAGGACACCCUGGGGACCUUCGGCCUCAAUGGCCUCGACCGACUUCUCUGCUUCAUGAUCGUCAAGGAACUGCAGAACUUCCUGACCAUGUUACAGAAGACCAUCCUCCGGGACAGAGCUGUAGUCGAUGUCUUCAAGGGAAUGCUGAGUGUCGUCAAUCCAGUGAAAGGCAUCGUGGCAAACGCCUCAAAAGUCUACUCAAGCGCGGUGACCAAAACACAGAAGAUCUGGGUGGCAUAUCUGGAUGCAAUCCUGAAGGUCGGACAGAUGCAGAUCCUCAGGCAGCAGAUCGCUAAUGGGCUAAACUACUCCUGCAAGUUUGACUCCAAGCAUCUGGCUGCCGCUCUGGAGAACCUGAACAAGUCUCUGCUGGCUGAUAUCGAAGCCCAUUACCAGGACCCGAGCUUGCCCUACCCGAAAGAGGACAACACUCUCCUGUAUGAGAUCACAGCCUACCUGGAAGCAGCAGGAAUCCACAACCCACUCAACAAGAUCUACAUCACCACCAAACGGUUACCAUACUUCCCCAUCGUGAACUUUCUCUUUCUCGUCGCCCAGCUGCCAAAACUGCAGUACAGCAAGAAUCAAGGAAUGACGUGCCGCAGAGCCGCCGAUCCGGUGGACUGGCCGCCUCUGGUUCUGGGUCUGCUCACUCUACUCAAGCAGUUCCACUCCCGCUACACUGAGCAGUUCCUGGCUUUAAUCGGCCAGUUUAUCCGCUCCAUCAUGGAGCAGUGCACCAGUCAGCGGAUACCAGAAAUGCCUUCAGAUGUGGUGGGAGCACUGGUAUUCCUUGAAGAUUAUGUGCAUUACACAAAACUUCCCCGUAAGGUGGUAGAGGCCCACGUGCCCAGUUUCAUCUUCGAUGAGUUCAGGACGGUCCUGUGA